AUGACUGUAGAGAAACGCCAUAUUGCACUUACUUUCUUUGAUAUGGGUGUUGUGAAAUUCGGGAAAUAUAAACUUAAAUCUGGUGUAAUUUCACCCAUCUAUGUGGAUCUACGAGUUCUUAUUUCAUCUCCGAAGUUUAUGGAUGAAGUAGCACAGGCUUUAAUUACUUUACUGCACGAUAAGGAAACUUACAAACCAGUAGAUCUUAUUUGUGGUGUACCGUAUUCAGCUUUGCCUAUAGCAGCAUGUAUCUCUGUUCGUGAAAAUAUUCCAAUGGUUAUGUGUCGUAAAGAAAGUAAAUCGUAUGGAACUAAACAAAUGAUUGAAGGAUUAUGGAAAAAUGGACAAAGUUGUGUCAUUAUCGAAGAUGUUGUAACAUCAGGAAGUAGUGUAUCUUCAGUGGCUAAGCUACUUCGAGAGUCUGGUAUGUGCAUUGAACAUGCAGUCAUUAUAAUUGAUCGUGAGCAAGGUGGACCUAUUUAUUUAAAAAAGGAAAAUAUCAAAGUUUCCAGUUUAUUCACCUUGACUGAAUUGUUAAGUAUAUUAUUUCAAGAAAAUUGUAUUACUUCAGAACAGUUGAAUGAAUCUAUUCAGUUUAUUCGUAGUUCUCCGGCACCUGAGGUACCUAUAGAAUUGAAAUUUCAUUCUAACCAAUUAAAUCGAUUGAAUCAGAUAAUCAAAUUGAAAGAAUCACGUCUAUGCGUAGCUGUUGAUACCUCCAGUCCAUAUGAAUUACUCAAAUUGACAGAUCAGAUUGGAUCGGAAAUUUGUGCUGUUAAAUUACACUUAGACAUUUUACAUUCUAUUGAAAAUCCUGAAAUGAUAAUUAAAGGUCUGUGUGAUUUGUCCAGCAAACAUGGUUUCCUGAUUGUUGAAGACAGAAAAUUAGCUGACAUUGGUCAAACAGUUUUCAAUCAAUUAUUACAUGGUGUUUAUAAAAUUGCUGAAUGGUGUGAUCUGGUCACAGUGCAUUGUCUACCUGGACCUGGUCUAUUUGAAGCUUUUCGUAAAGUGAAUCAAAAAUUACUUGAAAGUGAUAAAAAUCAUCAAAUAGCAGCUUUAGUUGUUGCUGAAAUGAGUUGUCAGGGUACUUUAACAACUGAAUCUUAUAUGGAUCAAUCCGUUAGUUUAAUUAAAACAAAUUCUGAUAUUAUUGGUGGUUUUGUCGCCCAACAUCCACUUCCAGGAUUGCAUAUUCAACAAUCAUCUAUUUCUUAUUGGGUUCCAGGUAUAAAGCUAGUUAACUCUAAUGAUGAUCUUGGUCAGAACUAUAACACUCCAGACCAUGUGUAUAAACGAUUUACUAAUGACCAUACUACAUCUCCUGUUAUUAUGAUUGUUGGAAGAGGGAUAACUGAAGCCCAGAAUGUCACUGAGGAAGCGAAACGUUAUCGUUUAGCAUCUAUCAACAACACAUCGACGAUAUGA
Molecule: messenger RNA, 1428 nt
Organism: Trichobilharzia regenti
Lineage: Eukaryota; Metazoa; Platyhelminthes; Trematoda; Strigeidida; Schistosomatidae
Source: the annotation of a GenBank genome assembly